This is a messenger RNA of Apis cerana (Asiatic honeybee), 2399 nucleotides long. RefSeq names its product HAUS augmin-like complex subunit 3. Lineage: Eukaryota; Metazoa; Arthropoda; Insecta; Hymenoptera; Apidae. The record is from RefSeq and is a predicted model, not a curated record.
UAUCAUGGAUAUUUCUGGUAAAAUAUUGUAUGAUAAAGUUCGAGGUUUACGUUCUGAACUUUCAAAUGUUGUUACGCCAGAUCUAUUAGAUCAAAUUUGUGACAAUCCUUCAGUUCAACCGUUUUUAAAAUGGUUUUGUGAAAAUGUUAAUUAUGUAAAUGUUUUAUCAGAUGAGGAUAUUCAAAUAAAGAAUAAAUUACAAGAAACAAAUGAAUGGUUGGAAGAUUCAGAAUUAGAUCAUUCAUUAGAAGAAAUAACUAAAAAUUAUCCUGAUUUAUUAAAAAUCAUUUCUUUUGAUGACACAGAUAUUAAUGAUUUAUUUGCAGAAUUUGAAAUAUUAAAAGAUUCAUAUAAAGAAGAUGAAAAUUAUAUUCAUAUAUUGCAAAAUGGAAUUCAAAAUUUAAAGAAAUUAGAAAUAGAAUUAGAUAAUAAUAUAGAACAAGAAAAACAAUUAUUAGAUAGAGAAAAUAUUGAAGCAGACAAAGCAUAUAAAGAAUGUUUUGUGAUUUUAAAAGAUUUUGAUGUACAAAAUCAUAAAUGUUUUAAGGAAGUUGAAUAUCUUUUGAAUGUUUAUGCAGAUGCAGCUGAAAAUAAAGGAAUACCAUUGUUAUGGACUCAGAUGCCAUUAGAAUCUUUUAUUAAAAAAAUAGAAAUGUAUAGUCAUUAUUUAGAUGUUCAUAUAAAACGACAGUUUGAAAAUAUAUCAGAGAAUGAGCAAAAAAUUGAUUCUAAUUAUGUUUCCUCAAUUAAUGAUAAUAAAGAAAAAGACAUUGAUAAUAGACAAGAAUUGACACUAUAUAAAACAAAAUUAACUAAUGCAAAAAUAGAAGAAAUUUUAGCAAAAAUACAAGAAAAAUCAUACAUUGCAAUGUUUGAUUGCAUAAAAAAUAUAUAUAAUUUAGGAAAUUUGAAAAUACCAAAUCAAUCUGAAUUAAGAACAGAAAUUGUAAAAUUGACUAAAAAGAGAGAUUUCUUAGAAGAAGAAAUUUUAUUACAAGAAUGUCAGUUAUCAGAAAUAGUGCAACAAUUCUCAGAGUUAGAAAUAACUAAAGUUUUGAAACAAGAUGCUCAUAUACGACUAGAACAAACAAAAAAUCAUUUACAAAAAUUAAAAAAUCUUCAAUUUUUUGCACGAGAACAUGGUCAUGUGCACACUGAUUUGUUACGAAUAUUAAUGGAAAUGCAGUUUCAUUGUCUUAAAAAUGUUUCUGAAUUUGUAGCUGAUGUUUAUCACUAUUUAAAAACAGAAUAUUUGUUAUCAUUUACAAGAUGUGAAAGUAUGCAACAACAGCAAAAUGAAUAUUCUGCAACUAUAUUAUCUUCAUCAAAGUUACAUAAUUCAUUCCAUAAACUUUUUAUUUCAAUGUUAUGUAAUAAUGAUAAUAUACAUCAAUUAAAUCCAGUACUGGAUAAAUACAAUGAUCUUAUAGAUGAAAAUAAAACUAAGAAACAAUUCAUAUUGAAAACAUAUUUGAAUUCAAAAAUUCAAAGAUUAGAAAUAUUAGAAAAUGAAAUAAAUUUGCAAUAUUUAAAUGAAAUUCAAAAAGGAUCUACUCAUACAUUUAAACCAAUUACUUAUGAAAUUGAAACCUGUUAUGAUGAAACAUUUGAUAAUUUACAGAAGAUACAAAACGAUUUAUUGAAAAUAAGAAAUCAAAUGACAGAACGAAGGAAAGCGGAUAUAGGUUUCGAACGAGAAAAAAAUAUUCUUUGGCAACGAUUUUUAGUUGAUCCUGAUACAUUAAGAAAAAUAUAUAAAGAAAUGAAAUCUAUGGGAAAUAAAUCUUGUUUUAGUGAUUAAAAAUUAACGAAAUAUGUAAUAAUUUCAUUAUUUAAUAUUAUUUUGAUAUUUAUAAAAAUCUGUUAUUAUUAUUGUAAAACACUACUAUAUAAAUAAAUUAGCUUUGUUUCUUUAAACUUUACUGUUGAAAAUUAAAAUAUCGAAUUUAUGAUAGAAUAUGGAUUAAAGUUAUUUUUUCAAAAAUUUAAAAAGAAUAAAAUAUAAAUUUUAUUAUUUAAAAUUUUAAUUUUACAAUAAAAAAUUUUACAUUAAUCUUUUACAAAUAAUCAUAAAAUUUAUAUUAAUUAAUAAAAAUUGAAAUAAAAGUAAACAAUUAAAUUAAUAAGAAUUCAGGAAUGUAAUAGAAAUAUUUAAAUGUUUAAUAGGAAUCUUUAAAUAUUUUUAUUUAUUAUUGUUCACUGAAGAUAUAUGUUCAAACAUUGAAAUCAUUAUUCGAAUUUAUAUUUUAUACACACACACGCGCGCGCGCAGGCGCACACAUACACACAUAAAAUAGUUUGUUUAUUUCUAUAAAAUAAAUUAUGAUAAUAACUCGAUAUUUCGAAAAAAAAAUUAUAAUUAUAUUUUUGAUUCUGGAAAUAAAAUUUAUAUAUAUUAA